AUGGCCGACCGCCGCAAAUCCACGAUCCUCUUCCUCUUCCUUAUCCUCCUCAUCCUCCCUCUACUGGCCUCGGCCCUCGGCCGAAAAGUCGGGGGCCGAAGACCGGUCGAAAACGUGGAGGCCAACAAGGAGGUACAAAACCUGGGCAGGUACUGCGUCCGACAGUACAACCAUCAGCAGCAGGCGAAAGGCAACGGCAGCGCGUCCAGGCUGCUCGUGUUUUCCCGGGUGGUGGAGGCCGAGACCCAGGUGGUCUCCGGGAUCAAAUACUACCUCAAGAUCUCGGCUGCUCCGGCACACGGCCGCACGUUGACGCAGACUUUCGAGGCGGUCGUGGUGGUGAGGCCGUGGCUGGGUUCCAAGCAGUUGCUCGGAUUUAAGCCUUUGUCGCAUACUAAAAGCACCAAGUAG
This is a messenger RNA of Striga hermonthica, 411 nucleotides long. The record is from the annotation of a GenBank genome assembly. NCBI's taxonomy places the organism in Eukaryota, Viridiplantae, Streptophyta, Magnoliopsida, Lamiales, Orobanchaceae.